UGCUUAGCAACUGACGUCACAAAACAUCGCAGUAUGUGAUGGUUGGUGAAAAUGUUUCGGCUUCGUUAUUUCACCGUGUUUUGUUUUUAAUGUACUUUUCUUGGUGAAUCAUAUUAUAAGGUUUUCGUUUGACUUGCAGACUUGUGACAAUGUCAGAGAACGAGCGAGAGAAGCAGACAGAUGACAAGAAUGAUGUUUCUGUAGAAGGCAAUGGAAAUCCCACAGAAGCAAAUGGUCCAGAAGGAAAUGCAAGAGAGACCACUGAAGAGGUUGAUGCUACACAAGAACCUAAUAAUGAAAUUAUAGAGGGAAGAAAUGAUCAUAUUGACAAUGAAGAUAAGCCUCCUACACAUGAAGGUGAAACUGAGAAAGAAAUUUCUGCAGAUGAAAAAAAUGAAGAUGCGAAAGAAGAUAACACAAGCAAUGAAACAGAUAAACCCAUAGAUAAAGAAAACCAAAAUGAGGGAACAGAUAAACCAGCAAAUGAAGAAAAUACAAAUGUGGACGCAAAGCUUCCUGGAGAAAUGAGUGAUGGCAUAGAGAAAAGCAAUUCUAUAGAAGGGAAAGGGAAGAAAAAUGAUGGUGACAUUGAAAAACCAACAGAAGUAGAACCAAAAGAAACCAAUGCUGAAAAGGGAAAGUCAGAAAUAGAUGAUAGAAUUGAAGAGUUAAAAGAAGGUGGUGAGGAUAUAAACACCAGUAGAAUAGAUGAACCAGUAAGAGAUGCAGUUGAUGUCGAUGGUGGUGCCAGCACAGCUAUUGAUAGUGCAACAGCAGAUGAAGGGAAAAUACAGGAGGCAAGUGAGGCAGAAAGCAAAGAAAAAGGAGAAGUUGAGACGACAGGCAUGGGCACGGAUGUGACCAAUGAACAGCAUGAGACCGAUCCUCAUGCUGCGUCUCCACAACCUUCAAUGGCCAAUGCUACAUCUACUGUGAAAUUCGUCUUGAUGCCAAGUGGUCAGGUUCACACAAUGGCGUGCGCCCUCAACCAAACCAUGCAGGAUCUUAAAGUGCAUUUUGCUUCAGAGCUACGAAUGACAAGUGAUAAACUAGUUUUCAUGUAUGAUGGGAAAGGUGUUGAUAAUAAUUUGACUCUUGCUGACCUUGGGGUAGGUCCUAACGGUGCAGUUCAGAUGGAAAUAUCCUCCUCCGAUCCAGUGAAUAACCCAUUAAAACAGCUGAAACCCAAGCCAGAAUACAUUAUGCCCGAUGUGAUCACAGUCAAGGUUCUAAGAGAGAAUGGAGAGUUUGAGGAUGUUGUCGUUGAAAUCGAGCGUUCGAUGGCUCGUAAACCAUUCAUUGGUGGAUACCGUCACCGUUUGAGUGGCGUGGAGUUCCACCAUGCGGCUGCGCAGACAAGACCAAAAGCCAGGCCAGACAACGGAAUUGAAAAGUUCUGCCGUGACACGCAAACUGUCAAUGAGAAGAACCAAAGGCAGCAGACGAUGGUUGAUACAUCGACGCAGAUGACAGCAAUCGGUUGCUACGUUGCGAAUAUGACGGAUAAGCUGAUGGUUCCGGGAAAAUAUCAGUCUGCUCACGAAUACCAUACAAUUAUCUUGCAAAAAGUCAUUAUUUUGCAAUCAUACUUCAGAAGGUGGCAAGCAAAGAGAAUUGUCGCGGGUUUGAAAGUUGACCUUGCUAAGCGACUCGAAUGGGAAAGAAUGGAGGAGAUUAGGAAGAUUAAAGAGAAGGAGGAUAGAAUUCGUCGUGAAUUUGAACGAAGAAUGAACCCCAAAACCAAAGAAGAUUUCGACUUGCUAUACCACGCACUAGAAAAAUGGAGACAGGAAGAACUGGCUGCCAUAGACUCUUCGAUGAGUGGUGCUAAACGCAAGGCUGCCCUCUGUCAUCUGCUUGACCAAGAGACCCAGUUGCUCGCGUCUAUAGGACGUCAUAAGCUGGAGGCUGAUACUGACAAUAAACAGCAAGCAAUUCAAAAGUUCUUAGAUACGGCUGCAGGACCAAAGCGUUGGAAAGCAUUUGAUGGUAGAUACACAGAAAUGGACACAGCAUACACGAUCCGUGCCAAGGAACUUCGCAACAUAUACAACAGUCUGAACAUGAGAUAUCUAACACAGGACGAAAGACUUGAUGUACUGCUAACGCUGAAGCACACUGUCAAGGAACAUGAUUGUAAGUUGACACAGGAGAUAAUUGAGUUGAUAGACAGAGAGGCUGACUUGUUGAUGCGAGGUGUAAAGGAGUCUAACCUAGAUGGCCUAAGAAAGCGUAUAUCGACUCUGUUCAUGCAGUACAUCAAGACGCCAACAUUCAACCCAGAAGCAGGUAGACUUCUGAAGGUCCCUCAAGAUCCAUCCACAUUGCGCAAGAACAUCUACUUCUGCCCGAGCUGCAACAGCUACUUACCUUCCACAGAGUUCCUUUUGUCAUCCAACUCUAAAGUUGUCGGCAAGUGCCGUUGCUGUACAAAGAUCGACAACGACGGUAGACUUCGGCAGGAUUUCAGUCAUUACCACUACAUGCUGAAGUCGCUCCGCAAAGCAGAGGAGGCUAUUGGGGAUGGUUCUCGAAUCCCAUUCUUAUUACAGGAAACUGACUUACGAUACUUGGUGGAGAAUAUCUGGAACUGCCAGAGCACACUUAGUGCUUGGAACGACCUGUUUGACCUGGCAAUAGUCAGGUGGGACACCCAUGAACAUUGGUCGCCAUGGAAUUGCAUCCUACUCACUAAAGACGAAGCAAAGGCUCACUUCAAGAUUGAUGAAUUAGAAAAGGGUUAUGGCCAUGUUUUCUGCCACAAGAUCAAGACGAAGCACACCCUUGCUAAGAACUACUUCUCACGUCUUCCCGGCAUGGCUGACCACAUACAAAUGCAAAGUAAAUCGGGUAAUCACAGGAAAACAAUCCAGUCAAGGCAGUUAACAGUUUCGCAGGCAUGAGCCUGUUUUGUCCAUUGCUAACAAGCGACUUGUUGUCCUAUUCUUAACAUUCACUUCUUCAAUAAACAUUGUAUAAGUGUAUCUACUAUGAUUGUAAAGGAUUCAUUGGAACUGUGUUUGAUACAUGAAUAAAAAAUAAAAUACCCCUACAGGAUGGAAUUAAACUCAGUGAUGCUCUCCCAGUGGUGUAUCUAGAAAUUUGAUGAGGGAUGCGAAGGUGAAGUGGGGGAUCAAUGAUUAAGUGAAGGGGUGCUAGCCUGCAACAUAAGGUUUAUAAGGUGAUUUCUAUCACUUUUAACAUGAUUUUUUUUGCUUCAAACAUUUUCAAUGGUGGGGGGGGGGACUCCCCAAGUUCUUUUGUUUUUUUAAGUAGUGUGCCACCUCGCGCAUCCCUUGAUACGCUACGGUGCUCACCUGAUUAAAAUGGGACAAAAUUUUACACUGGACACAUACUAAAUAUUACACAGAUUAAUACAGCUCUCCAGCUGAAGCAGCUGGGAUGGAAUUUAAUGAGGGCCCCAAGCAUCUCUAUAACACAUCACACAAGCUUAUUCAGGCUUUGCAAAACGCUUUGAUAUCCUAUAGGGAAGGGUGCUAAUUGCUUACAAUAUCACUGGGCAGAGUCUAUGAUUAUCAUUGACAUUUAACAUGAAAGUCAUCUUAAAACAUGAAUUUCAAACCGAUCACCGAAAUAUAUAGCUGGGUAGCGACAAAUGUUUCCAUUACUUUAGGUGGGGUACAGUCCUUGAAAAAAUGAUACUGACAAUGAUAUAUUAUGGAUGUCAAUUUAUAGAUUACAUUAGUAAUGAUAUUAAUUUUAGUCAACAUUGUUUAUAAUUGUUAUAAUAGUAUACUAUAUUAAUACACACUUUGUUGUAUUUUAAUUCAUGUAUAUAUUUAAUAAAAAUAUAAACUGUUAUACUGUUCUUGCUUGUACCGCUGAUACUAAUGAAAUUGUAUUGCAAAAUAUUUAGUCCUAGGUUUGUUUACCAAGUUUUAUUAACUUGUUAUGUGAAAAGGGGGUUUUAAAGUGUGGGCCCUUACCGGAGGCCCAUAGGUAGCCCUCAUUUGAACUGACAUGUACUAAUUGUGCACGAGAACAAGGUGCAUUCUUGGGAAUCCAGGUUUUGUGCGUGCAUGCGUUGCUGUUAAAGUUAGUAAUAUUCGGGACCUUUCAACUGCACAACAGUAAGAUCUAGAACAUGGUGACAUCACAUAGCCACCUAUGCAUUCGAAAAUGUAUAAUUCCCACAAGUUCCUUGUUAUAGUUUUUCCUCCCGCUAAUGAACAAAUUUUGUUAAGUUGUUGAGUCGAGUGAGGAUGGUAUUAUCGAGUAGUAGAAUCGAGUAAUCCAAGUAUGGGAUGCCAUUUAACUUGGUAUGGCGCGCACUAAGCGAAAUAAUAAGCGAGUAACCCAUAUCCAGGCUAGCAAAAAUGUUGAAGUUUCAUCAUCUAAAUUGUAGGAUGCAGUUUAUCAGAGAAAGCAGGAUUGUUACGGAUGAGUGAAUCCGUUCCUAGUUCACGUCGUUGUGCAAAUCAAAGCUCCCCAGUAAAGUUAGUCAAGUUAUAUUGUACAUAAAACGUCAACAAAUCUUUUUUUUGUAAUAGCAAAUUAAAGCUUUAUUUCUGACAAUACAAAAA
This is a messenger RNA of Anneissia japonica, 4544 nucleotides long. RefSeq names its product IQ and ubiquitin-like domain-containing protein. The coding region runs from base 150 to 2903 and encodes 917 amino acids. Gene Ontology annotation, molecular function: protein binding. The transcript is spliced from 13 exons. Gene Ontology annotation, cellular component: motile cilium; acrosomal vesicle. The record is from RefSeq and is a predicted model, not a curated record. Gene Ontology annotation, biological process: cilium assembly. NCBI's taxonomy places the organism in Eukaryota, Metazoa, Echinodermata, Crinoidea, Comatulida, Comatulidae.